This is a messenger RNA of Knipowitschia caucasica, 1362 nucleotides long. The record is from the annotation of a GenBank genome assembly. NCBI's taxonomy places the organism in Eukaryota, Metazoa, Chordata, Actinopteri, Gobiiformes, Gobiidae.
AUGGGAUCGGCCGGCAGAUCUAAUGAGGAGCAGGAGGACGUGGGGGAGAUGAGAUCUAAUGAGGAGCAGGAGGACGUGGGGGAGAUGGGAUCGGCCGGCAGAUCUAAUGAGGAGCAGGAGGACGUGGGGGAGAUGGGAUCGGCCGGCAGAUCUAAUGAGGAGCAGGAGGACGUGGGGGAGAUGGGAUCGGCCGGCAGAUCUAAUGAGGAGCAGGAGGACGUGGGGGAGAUGGGAUCGGCCGGCAGAUCUAAUGAGGAGCAGGAGGACGUGGGGGAGAUGAGGUCGGCCGGCAGAUCUAAUGAGGAGCAGGAGGACGUGGGGGAGAUGGGAUCGGCCGGCAGAUCUAAUGAGGAGCAGGAGGACGUGGGGGAGAUGGGAUCGGCCGGCAGAUCUAAUGAGGAGCAGGAGGACGUGGGGGAGAUGAGGUCGGCCGGCAGAUCUAAUGAGGAGCAGGAGGACGUGGGGGAGAUGAGGUCGGCCGGCAGAUCUAAUGAGGAGCAGGAGGACGUGGGGGAGAUGAGGUCGGCCGGCAGAUCUAAUGAGGAGCAGGAGGACGUGGGGGAGAUGGGAUCGGCCGGCAGAUCUAAUGAGGAGCAGGAGGACGUGGGGGAGAUGGGAUCGGCCGGCAGAUCUAAUGAGGAGCAGGAGGACGUGGGGGAGAUGGGAUCGGCCGGCAGAUCUAAUGAGGAGCAGGAGGACGUGCUGGAGAUGAGGUCGGCCGGCAGAUCUAAUGAGGAGCAGGAGGACGUGGGGGAGAUGGGAUCGGCCGGCAGAUCUAAUGAGGAGCAGGAGGACGUGGGGGAGAUGGGAUCGGCCGGCAGAUCUAAUGAGGAGCAGGAGGACGUGGGGGAGAUGAGGUCGGCCGGCAGAUCUAAUGAGGAGCAGGAGGACGUGGGGGAGAUGGGAUCGGCCGGCAGAUCUAAUGAGGAGCAGGAGGACGUGGGGGAGAUGAGGUCGGCCGGCAGAUCUAAUGAGGAGCAGGAGGACGUGGGGGAGAUGAGAUCUAAUGAGGAGCAGGAGGACGUGGGGGAGAUGGGAUCGGCCGGCAGAUCUAAUGAGGAGCAGGAGGACGUGGGGGAGAUGGGAUCGGCCGGCAGAUCUAAUGAGGAGCAGGAGGACGUGCUGGAGAUGGGAUCGGCCGGCAGAUCUAAUGAGGAGCAGGAGGACGUGGGGGAGAUGGGAUCGGCCGGCAGAUCUAAUGAGGAGCAGGAGGACGUGGGGGAGAUGGGAUCGGCCGGCAGAUCUAAUGAGGAGCAGGAGGACGUGGGGGAGAUGGGAUCGGCCGGCAGAUCUAAUGAGGAGCAGGAGGACGUGGGGGAGAUGGGAUGGUCGGCCGGCAGAUCUAUCGGCCGGCAGAUCUGA